UAAUAAUAACAGGUAGGUAGCAGACAUACACGUUUCCCUGGUAACCAUUUGGUCUACAACAAUGAUUUACAUUAUCCUUUCGCGAUGGCCUCGAGCAGACGUAAAACGCAGAAAACAAGCAGUUACAUCGUGUCGUGUGCUGACCACUAGAUCUGGGCUUUUGAGUUUUCAAAUUUUCAGUGAAACCCAGGAUACUUGAUCUAGAAUUUAAACAAUCGCAGCAUUAUGUGUAAAUGGACGAGGGAAGUGUGAAAUUACCACGUGUAUCGAGUUGAAGACAGUUGCAAAUAGUCCACAAAAAUGGGUGACCCAGAUCCUGCCAUCAUCAAACGGACCCAAACCGUCCUAGGGAAAUAUGUAAAAAAGCCGGCCCUAACGGAUAAACUGCUGAAGAAACCGCCGUUCCGGUUCCUGCACGACGUCAUCAAUGUGGUCAUCAAGGACACCGGAUUUUUGGGCGGGCUCUACACACCCGAUGAGCUGAUAUCCGAUAACAUCAAGGAUCGGGAUGCGAAGAUUGCCUAUCUGCAGAAGUUGAUUGAUGUUACCAAAUCAGUAACUGGCCAAGAGUUGAAAGUACGUCCCUCGAAGGUCGUUGCCGGUCUCGAGGCGGAUAAAACAAACGAACUGCUGCAGGCAAUUGGAACUGCUCUGGAUAAGAAGCUGGACAGCUCGAGCGCUGUCCAAGCCUACGUAAAAGGAACAGCGGCAGGUACUAGCAAUGGCAACAAUGAACCGGCAAUCACAAACGGAGUAAAAAGCAAAGAUGAUAAAAAGAAGGAGGAGAAGAAGGGUGUCGAAAAGGAGAAGGACAAAAGCAAAGAGAAAGAAAAGGAGAAAUCAAAAGACAAAGAUAAGGAUAAAGUAAAAGCAAAAGACAAAGAUCGAACAAAGCGAAACAGUGAUGCUCCGGAAACCAAAAAAGAAGACCUAAAGAACAAAAAGGAAAAGAUCGAAAAGACGAGUAAACCUAAAGAAAAAGAGAAAACAAGCAGCUCUAGUAAAGUGGAAAAAUCCAAAACUAGUAAAGUAGACCCCAAACUGACAAACGAUAAGAAGAAACUAGAAAAACAAAAAUCAAAAGAUAAAGAGAAACCGUUGAAACGAUCGGAAUCCAUCAAGGAAGAACCUGCUUCAGUGAAUGGAAAGCACCCGCUGAACAACAUUGCCGAAUCAAGCAUGGAAAACGAUAGCAAAGACUCACUGAAAGAAACCCAAGAUGCACCAGAGGUGCACGGCAAGAAGACUCUGGCCACCGCCGAGGAAGAACUGAUUGCCGUGAUAGACGAAGAAGCGGAAUUGCGUCGAUCGGAAAAGAACUCCAGCCGUAGAUCGUCGCUCAAGAAGCAGGGAAGCCUAACACCCAGUGAAAACAACGCUCUAGGAGAACUGAACCAAUACAACGGUCUGGAAAUUCAGGGACCAAGCCGGCAGAACAGCGGCAUCAUGGGGGAGCCCAUCGUUAGGCACGAUUCGGACCCGAUCGAACCGAUCGCGAGUGAACGGAUCGCCGUCAAGCCUACAAUAAACCGCCAACAAUCAGUGGACAGCGUGAUGCGACCGAGAACGAGCCUGCGGCCACCAAGUGUUCGACCACCUUCCGCGCGGCCUGGAGCUCCCCGACGGAAGGAGAAAAACGUCGAAAUUGUCCUGCAGCCAAACGAAACGACCAAGUUGGGCGAGAUCAACGUCAAAAUGGAAGUGUUCAACAACGAACUGCUGGACGACGACGGGGAAAAUCUGAUCGUCAUUGAAGAUCCCACUCAGGCUGGCGAUGUCUACAGUGGUGCACAGGUCGAAUCGAGUGAGGUGAAGGAAGAGCAAGAGCAAGGCCAUCUGGUGCAACAGAUUCUGGAAACGCAGAAGGAGUUCUCGAACAUAGCGGGACCAGAGGCAGCAGUUGAGGCUCCCAAGAAAUUGGAUAACGAAUGGACCACAAGUCAAAGACAAUCGUCCGUGAAGCAGAUGGAGAUGUUACGCGAGUCGAUUCAAAAGCUGACACGAUCUGUGAAUCCCCUGGGAAAACUGAUGGAUUUCAUACAGGAGGAUAUUGACUCUAUGGAACGUGAGCUGACCAACUGGCAGCAGGUUUAUUCGAGGGCGGUUGUUGAUCUAAACAAGGAACGAAGUGCGAAUGAAAAUGCAAUCGAACCGCUGAAACAUCAGCUCGCCCAGAUUGAGACCAACAUCAAGGAGUACCGCGACAUGGUGGACGUAACCAGGGGUAACAUUCUUCAAAACGAGCAAAAGAUUGAGCGAUUGUACAUGACCGAGAUUUAAGACAGUUUUGUUUCCCACGUGUUGUGUUUUCUACGACUUUAUAAAUUUUAAAUUUUAUAGGAAUCAAAAGUAGCUAGUACCUACUGAAGCUGUUGGGGCAGCAUGCAAAGUUUUGACAAAGAUAUCAUCAUGUAAACCCAGAAAAAACAUCGAUUAUGAAAUAUCGUACAUACAAAUCACAAUCUUGAACUGGCAUGAAAUUAACAAGAAUGCACGAAACUCAAAAUCAAUGAUAUUAAAAAAAAUCCGC
This is a messenger RNA of Aedes albopictus (Asian tiger mosquito), 2530 nucleotides long. RefSeq names its product TRAF3-interacting protein 1 (gene IFT54). The record is from RefSeq and is a predicted model, not a curated record. Gene Ontology annotation, molecular function: microtubule binding. Lineage: Eukaryota; Metazoa; Arthropoda; Insecta; Diptera; Culicidae. Gene Ontology annotation, biological process: intraciliary transport; regulation of microtubule cytoskeleton organization; cilium assembly. Bases 301 to 2280 code for a protein of 659 amino acids. The transcript is spliced from 5 exons. Gene Ontology annotation, cellular component: ciliary basal body; axoneme; centrosome.